This is a messenger RNA of Aspergillus homomorphus CBS 101889, 990 nucleotides long. RefSeq lists its product as uncharacterized. The transcript has a single exon. Bases 1 to 990 code for a protein of 329 amino acids. NCBI's taxonomy places the organism in Eukaryota, Fungi, Ascomycota, Eurotiomycetes, Eurotiales, Aspergillaceae. The record is from RefSeq and is a predicted model, not a curated record.
AUGGAUCCACUGCCACCUCCCCGACAUAAUCCUUCACUCGGUGAUGAAGGAGAGGUUACCCCAAGGCCAGGCACUCCACAUCCGGGCAUAGGUUUCGAUUCCACAAGGGAAGAACCGACAGAGGAGGUAGAUGUUGCAAAUGAUCCAGACUUCCGUCCGGGGACCUAUAUACCGGUGAUUGUAGUUUUCCACCUCGAUCGAACACCCUCACUGCACGUGAGUGAGCUGAUGACACUAUUGCGCGCCCGCGCAGCUGUCGUGCAUGCGUGGCAUGUCGGGCAGCUAGCUACCUUGAUCGAGCAAGCCCGGAAUAACCUCCACGGGAUCAUCCUAGCGGACGGACGCCUCAUGGAUCCAGCCUAUGUGGACAUGUGGCUAUCGAUCUACCCGCUCAUCGGGGCUCGGAAGCAUGCCUGGCCGUUUAUCCUCUCCGGGAACUUUGUGUGGGGUGCCUUGCGUAAUCCCGAAGCCUUUGGGGUGAUGGUGGAGACCAUCUUUGGUGUGCCAUGGGCGAUCUCCAGCACCACCGCGGAACGCAUGCCUGUUGUGGUCCGAAACUGCUUUGGGGAGCAAUUCUACCACUACGCGGGGUGGCUGACGUGUGUCCCCAAGGAAGACCAGAUCGCCAUCCACGACGCUCGUAGCCCUGACAAUCCUCCGCAGACUACGCUCCUGUUGACCUCGCGUUUUACCAACACCUCAGUGGCCCUGCAUGCGGAGCAAAACGCUGAGACAGACAUGCCGAUGCCGAUAGUAGGCUGGAUUGGACUCGUCAACGAUGCGGUGGAGGAAUCCAAAUACAUUAUCCGGCUUUGCCAGCUCGAGUACGGAUUCAUGACCACUCCGCCUCGGUUCUUCCCGGACUAUACCGUCACCUUCGAGGUAAACCCUGAGGCUGUUUCCCCGGAACCUACUGAUAAUGGUUCUCCAGAACUUGAGGCUGUUGCUUCGGAACCUGCUGAUGAUGAUUCUCAUGAACCUUCAACAUAA